CAGCGUUCUUCUACUCAUGUUGUGGUCAUUGCAAACUUGCUUCGCCAUAAUCAGUGGUGCAGGUAGCAUUGAAUUCAAUGGAGGAUCGGAAGAAACUGAUCAUAAAACAUUAUUUGAUAAAUCCUUUUGGUACAGUUUUAGCAUUGGUUAUGUCUGUUCAGCCAGCGGGAUCAUCUUUGCUUUUAUGUGCUUCUGUGUCCCUUGGGCGCAACUAAAGAAGAGCAAGAGAAAGUUCAUGUCUUCCAACGUUGGUAGGCAUGAUAUGCAUGCAAUAAAGGCAAACCAAGUUCCCAAACUACUACUCUAUCUGUUGUUGCUCAAGAAAGGAAACCAAGAGAUUUCUAGAGUACUGGACAAACUAAGAUCGAGUAUCAGCUUCAUGGAACUGUGUAGAGCAACUGAUUACUUCAACAUGACCAAUGUUAUUGGGACAGGAAAGACAGGGACAGUGUACAAGGCCAAGCUUUCUAAUGGCUCAAAAGUGGCAGUGAAGAGACUCUAUGAUUCAAAGCUAUUUGAGACAAAGUUUGCCUUAGAAAUCGGGAUUCUACACAGAUUCAAACAUGGAAACUUAGUGGAUCUUCUUGGGUUUUGCACAGAGAGAAAACAGAGGAUCCUUGUGUAUGAAUUCAUGCCAAAUGGUAAACUCUCUGAUUGGUUACAUCCUUUGCAAAAUGAAGCUUUUCCAUUGGAUUGGCCAAUAAGGCUUAAAAUAGCACUUGGGUUGGCUAGAGGUUUAUCCUUUCUCCAUGAGUGUUGCAACUGGAAGAUACUCCAUUUUGGUAUAAGCUCGGAGCAUGUUUUGCUUGAUAAGAAUUUUGAGCCCAAAUUAUGGAAUUUCACAAGUGCUGAACUCAUGAAAGAAAAGCAGAAGAAGCUAGGGAAGAAGGAUGUGUACGAUUUUGGCGUUGUUCUGAUGGAGCUUAUCACUGGAAAGAAGCACGUUGAAAUGAGUAUAGAUUUUAAUGUCAUUGAUUCAUCUUUGUUGGGGAAAGGAUUCGAUGAGCAAAUAUCAUGUCUGGUUAAGGUUGCAGUUGAUUGCAUUCAGUUGUCUCCACACCAGAGACCAAGUAUGCUUGAUGUGUAUAAAUAUAUAGAAAGGUUAUGGGAAGGAUACGAAACUGAUGACUGGUUCAUCCUCUCAAUCCAUCCUCUUUGUCCAUCAGCGCGCAAGGGAACCUACAGAUAUGCAGCUCCUGAAUAUCUAGCCACAGGUCAUCUUACUGCCAAGAGUGAUGUCUAUAGUUUUGGAGUUGUCCUGCUAGAAAUGUUAUCUGGAAAGAGGGCAGUUGACAAGAAUAGACCAUCUGGACAACACAAUUUGGUGGAAUGGGCUAAACCAUACCUAGCAAACAAACGUAAAAUAUUUCGUGUGUUGGACACACGGCUUGAAGGACAAUAUUCAACGGAUGAUGCCUAUAAAGUGGCCAACCUUGCCUUGCGGUGCCUGUCAAUAGAUUCCAAGUUCAGGCCAAACAUGGAUGAAGUAGUCAGAACAUUGGAAACAAAAAAUCUCAAGCACGCUGAUGAAGGUGGAUUGAAGGUUGAUGAACCNUAA
Molecule: messenger RNA, 1558 nt
Organism: Vigna radiata var. radiata (mung bean)
Lineage: Eukaryota; Viridiplantae; Streptophyta; Magnoliopsida; Fabales; Fabaceae
Product: putative receptor-like protein kinase At4g00960
Exons: 4
Coding region: 17-1558 (513 amino acids)
Biological process (GO): protein phosphorylation
Molecular function (GO): ATP binding; protein kinase activity
Source: RefSeq, a predicted model, not a curated record